AUGCCUCCUUCUCCCCGCGAAUGCGAUCGAUCCACGCCUUCAUCAUCCGCUCCGCCCACCACGACCCCCGCGACCGCCAUCCUGCGCGACCUCUUUCAACACCAAGACACCGCUUUCUCACCUGAGAAGCGCGAUGAGCUUCAUCUGCGAGGCCUUUUGCCUCCUGCUCAACAGUCGAUGGAGCUGCAAAUAGAACGUGCUUUGGCUCAGAUACGGGAGAAGAAGACCGACCUCGGCCGAUACGUUGCCCUCACCGCGCUUCGCCAGACAAAUGUGCGUCUCUUCUACGCGCUGGUCAUGGCGCACGGAGAGGAGACGCUUCCGAUGAUCUACACGCCGACUGUCGGCGAAGCGUGCCAAAAGUUUUCACGCAUUUUCAGACAGCCCGAGGGUCUGACAAUCACCAUCGAGGACAAGGGAAGCGUCAAGGAUGUCAUCUCCAACUGGCCAGUGCCAGCCGGUGCUCCUCGUAUCGCAGUCAUCACUGACGGCAGCCGCAUCUUGGGUUUGGGAGACUUGGGGUAUGGAGGGCUGGGCAUUAGCAUUGGAAAGUUGUCGCUGUACGUGGCUGCAGGCGGCAUUCACCCCCGUGCUACGCUGCCAAUUGUCGUGGACGUCGGAACCAACAAUCAGGAGCUCCUCGAUGAUCCGCUUUACCUUGGUUUGCGCCGCAAGCGCGCCUCGGAUGACGAGGUGUACGCUCUUAUGGAUGAAGUGAUGGAAGCUCUGCAGACGGCCUACCCAAAUCUGAUCAUUCAGUUCGAGGAUUGGGCAUCAGAGCGAGCGUUUGGCUUGUUGGAAAGGUUCCAAAACAAGGCGAGGUGCUUCAACGACGAUAUCCAGGGCACAGGCUGUGUGAUCCUGGGGGGCUUUGUAAACGCAGCUCGCCUCGGCUCUCAAGCGUCGGGCAGACCUCUUCACGAUCAGCGUAUUCUGUUCUUUGGUGCUGGUUCGGCAGGUGUUGGUGUCGCGAAGCAGCUCAUGGCCUUCUUCACACGACAAGGUCUCACGGUCGAGGAGGCGCGACGCAAGAUCUGGCUCGUGGACUCCAAGGGUCUGAUCACAAAGGACCGUGGUGACAAGCUAGCAGAUCACAAGGUCUACUUUGCACGAGAAGACAACGAAGGCAAGCAGUACAAGAGUCUAGACGACGUAGUGGACUAUGUCAAGCCCACCGCAUUGAUUGGUCUGUCUACCGUACCGAAGACGUUCACUCCAGAAGUGCUGCAGAAGAUGCACAAGCUCAACAAGGCACCCAUCAUCAUGCCUCUGAGCAACCCGUCUUCCCUCAGCGAAUGCGAUUUUCACACCGCCCUCGAGGCGACCGAAGGUUCUUGCAUCUUUGCCUCUGGCUCGCCCUUCCCCGAAGAGGACUACAAUGGAAAGCAUUACAUACCUGGUCAGGGCAACAAUCUUUACGUCUUCCCCGCGAUCGGACUUGCAGGUGCGCUGUGCAAGGCAGGCAACAUCUCCGACGCUGCGAUCACGGAGGCCGCCGUCGCCUUGGCAGACAGUCUGAACGACGCAGAGAAGAAGGAAGGCAGAGUGUACCCCAGUCUCAAGCGUAUUCGAGAAAUCAGCGCCAGCGUGGCGACGCGCGUCAUUCAGCAGAUGAACAAGGAAGGAGCAGCUCGUGAUGGUGGAUACACUGGCAGCAUGGAGCCAGAGGAGCUGCACGAGUGGGUCAAGGGAGAGAUGUGGGUGCCGAGCUACGAGAAGCUCGUCGCGUGA
Messenger RNA from Ceraceosorus guamensis, 1731 nucleotides. RefSeq lists its product as hypothetical. The transcript has 3 exons. The record is from RefSeq and is a predicted model, not a curated record. Gene Ontology annotation, molecular function: malate dehydrogenase (decarboxylating) (NAD+) activity; NAD binding. Lineage: Eukaryota; Fungi; Basidiomycota; Exobasidiomycetes; Ceraceosorales; Ceraceosoraceae. Gene Ontology annotation, cellular component: mitochondrion. Gene Ontology annotation, biological process: pyruvate metabolic process; malate metabolic process. Bases 1 to 1731 code for a protein of 576 amino acids.